This is a messenger RNA of Thelazia callipaeda (thelaziosis nematode), 777 nucleotides long. The record is from the annotation of a GenBank genome assembly. Lineage: Eukaryota; Metazoa; Nematoda; Chromadorea; Rhabditida; Thelaziidae.
AUGACUGUAUUUAGGCAGGAAAGAUCAAAGUUGGCGAAAUCUGUACGAUAUUAUGGCUGUACAAUCGGUAAAUCUUUACCAUUCUUAUGUUUCGUUAGAGGCAGUCGAAUACCGGAGCAUACAUCAGAUUAUCGAGUAGCUGUUUUUGGUGCUGGAGGUGUGGGGAAAUCCUCCAUUGUAUUGCGUUUUAUUAAAGGGACAUUUAAUGAAAAUUAUGUUCCGACUAUCGAAGACACCUAUCGACAGAUUUGUUAUACUCUUCGUUCUCGCUUCGUUCUCGUGGAAUCCAUGUCAACUAUCAAAGGAGAUGCUUUCGAGCGUCUUCUUGAGAACUAUCGAUUGAACAUAUGCUUCGACGGGGUCAGAUAUACUAAUCUCCUUCGCAUAGAGUUUGUGGAAGUUGUUGCAAUCUCAUCCCAAGUUACCACAUACGGCAUUAUUUUGGUCCUGCAUUUCAUCUCUGACCUAAGCUUAUUAGCAAGCAGCGCCGCUUUAUCAGCGUAUACCUCGAUAUUAUUGGCUGACUUUGCUGAAUUUACUUCUAGUGCUACCACAUCAAGAAACCUUUCAACAUCUUCUGCCAUAAAUUUCACGAUAUCCUCGACGAAUAGCAGCGGAGAAAGGCUAUCACCUUGGAGAAUUCCUCGUUCUAUUUACUUCUCCAUUGCUUUUCAAUGUAACCGACCACCUGGAGGUGAUGCUUCUCAUAAACCUGUUGAUCCACGAAGGCAUGUUAAGCUUUUCAAUGCACUUAAUCAGGCAUUCGUGAUUAACUGA